GACAUCCACCUUUUCCGAAACAAGACAUCAUAUCUAGCCACAGUGUCGAACACCCUGUCGAAAUAAUAUGCGCUUUUCUCUGUUCCAACGAACCGAAAUGUGUUGGAUUUAACUUCAGAACACGAAAUACUGAUGAAAAUUGCCAACUUACUAACAGCACUAAAGAGAACAGCAAAACAAAGAACGGAAGUUGGACGCUGUUACGUGUUGCGGUAUGCAGAACAUUAAUGUUUUCUUAAUUUUAGCAGACUCUUUAAAUUAUUGGCAAAACAAACCAGACCGACCAUUCUGUAGCUUUUUAAGUACUUGAAAUUGAUUUUCCAGUGCUAUUAAAGAUCAUUCAGUUUCCACAUGCGAUUGGUAUAGCACGGUCCAGGACAAUAGCCCAGGGCGAUACUUUUUAUACCUGCGUCUGCGGGCAAACAUUAUGAUUAUAUAUCAUUAGCUUCAACGUUUCGUGAGCAGAAUUGUUGGUAUGUAAGUUAGUAAAGCAUGAUAAUUUCUUGCAUAAUGACAGGACACUGACAGUGGUUGUGAGCCUGCGAACUUAUGCUGUCAAAAAUAUACAGCGAUACUAGCUAUGUUUAAUGUCCCUGACGGAGAAAAGCAAGCUCCAUGUGGGUCAAUCUGAAUUAUUGCUUGCUGGGUUCGUGGUAAGAAAAUAAAUAGCUUUUAAAAUAUUAAAAUUUAAGUAUACUAUUGAGGAUGCUAUUUCCGCUCGGCUUUUUACACCCGUGCAAUAAUCAUGUCGUCCUGUAAAGGGACAGUACUGAUCAUGUUCACCACAAUUUUCUAUUUCAAUACUGUACGCUUCAGCUCACACUUAACAAAUUGGAUUCUCGCCAGUCUCCACUUUUGACAUCAUAUGUAUUAUACUAGGUUACCCACAGGGCAGUAAUGCUGCCUUUGACAGCAAAAGAAAAACUACAGGGUGUUGAACGAGUCCUUCAGAAACAUCCUAUUAUUGUUUAGCCUGCAUGGCAGGCGGUUCCUAAAAUUGGGCAAGCCUGGGAAAUACCGCCUGCCAUGCAGGCUAAUUAUUGUUAUCCUUGUUAACCCAUAUAUUGACAGUACCCUACCACUGACUGAGUAUUAAAAAUCGUCUGGCGUUGGACAGGGUAAAUACUAAAGUAGGGGUCAUUACUGUGCUGAUGAAUGAACAAGAGCCAUUGGCAGAUAGGUUUGUUAACCCAUUUACUGGCAGUACCCUAUACCACUGACGAGUAAAAUCUUCUGGCGCUCGACAAGGGAAGGGCGCAUUGCCAGCUAAUGGGUUAAACUACUGUGGUUAAACAUAAGAUUUCAUGAUGCUCCAGGAAAUGUAAACAAGCUAUCAGUGUGACAUCCCAGUUUAUAUAUUUAUAUACUCGGAAUAUUUAUUUCUCGGUACAUACAAAAUUAUUUUAAAGUAUAACAACCAGCGAAGACGUAAGGCACUAACUACCCUGCGCGGCUGCGCGCAGACUAUAUAACGACAUAUAUAUGUCAUCCGUCCGUCAUUCAUCCGUCCGUCCGUAUCCGCGUUUUAUCCUAACCCGUUUUUAAAACACAAAGUUUGCAUUUAAUUAAGGCAGUGCGGUUCGUCAUGAUCAAUAUUUUCAAAAGCGGCCAAUUGGACCAGGGGUUAAAGGGCAAUGACAAUGACAUGCAGGUGACAUUUAGCAUUGCGUCUCACUAAUUAAAAUUUGCGUGUUUAUUAAUAGUGUUUAUCAAAGAAAGCAAAAAUAUAUACAAGACAAUCUCACAUGUGGAGUUUUUUCACUUACAGUACGUACUGCCUUGUGAUGCAGUACAAGUAUAAAUACAAAUGACAAAGCAUUUGUAAAUCCUAAAACAUAAUUAAAUCAUACGGCACAUUUAAGAUUUUAAAUUUCAGCCGCGUUUAUACUGUUUGGCGCAUUCGCUGCGUUAUAUUCAUUUACAUGUAUAUACACAGAAAAGCAUGUCAGGAUUGUCCUUGCAGACCAUAGGCAAAAAGCAUUUGUCAACCAUGCACAUACCAAAUUUAAGCGAUCGUUAAAUCAUAUACAUGUCAUGGAAAGAAUAUGGAAAUAAUGUUGAAUGAAAGCUAGCAUCGCGUAUAAUAUUAAAAGCACAGCAUAUAGUGCUCGAACCACUGCGUAUAAUUGCAAAAGCAUCGCGUAUAUAAAUGGUGAAAGCACCGCGUAUAAUACUGCAACCACCGCGUAUAAUGGCAAAAGCACCGUGUAUAAUGCCAAAAGCACCGCCGUAUAAUGCUAAAAGCACCCAGCAAAAUGCCGUUUGAUCACUUUAAGCCAGCUAUGGCUUUCCAUAAAAGAAGACCAAAGAUGAAACAUGAUCACAUUGCCUGUUUGCCUUAUGCCUGACCGCGCUGCACCACGGUUAAAAUUCACUGGUACCGUCAUGCAAUGCGCCAAAUAGAAAAUUUUGAUUUCGACCCACAAAACAAAAUUAGGAUCUGCUGCCUUGCUCGCUCGCUUCAGGCUCGCUCGCUGCGGCAGCAAUAAAUAGCUGGCAUUUUGAAUGAUACAGUGUAUAAUAUUGAUUGGCACAUGCUAAUAUGGCUUUCAUACGUAGAUGGCUUACCUUGUUAAAUUAAACUUUAUACAAAUUUCUUACCUUUUAUCGUAAUGUAAAUUUUAGCAGGGCUGUUGAAACCGGGGGGGGGGAGGGGGGGAUUUAACCCCUCCCCCCCCAAUAAUUUGUAAACUUGCGAUAAUCUGUGAAGUUUGAGAGAAAAAUAAUGAACUACUGAAUCGACCCUGACUAAUCACCCCCCCUCCCCAAUACAAAAUUGCUUCCUAGGGUUGAUCGUAGUUAUUAGAUUCUAAAACUUGUAAACACAACAAUAUUUUAUUCACUUGAUUUGAUGUAAGGUAAUACAGUACAGUUCUGUUUAUAGCAUCGAAUCAAAAUUUCCCCAGGAUUCCUUUUGAAAUUUCCAGGAACAAACAUAUUCCAAUAACUUUUCUGCAAUGUACGCGUAGCUAACCUGCGCUUCGUAUUUUGUUCACUGCCUAGUAUUUCUUCAAUUCAAAUGUUUAUAGGCACCGAAGGAAUGUUUCGAAUAUACCUGGCUCAAUGAAAGCAACAGAAACGCGAAGUAUUUACCACGCCUAUACCACUGUGACAGCAGUCUUUCCACAGGAUGGUACAGAUUUGGAGGAGGAGCUGGGAUCAAACUUUCGAUAAAAUGUUAUAAUGGUGCCAGAUGUGGAACCACUGCGCAUGGGUGGAUGAGUGGUGCUCACCCUACAAUUGCUGAAGGCAAGGUCUCACGGAAA
Paramuricea clavata is the source of this 3266-nucleotide messenger RNA. NCBI's taxonomy places the organism in Eukaryota, Metazoa, Cnidaria, Anthozoa, Malacalcyonacea, Plexauridae. The record is from the annotation of a GenBank genome assembly.